AUGGCUUCCCGUCAACCAAGAAACAGCUUGACGCUAUUUGACAAGGUUGAUGUGGUGCUUGGUAUCUAUUCCAUGGUUUCGGCGGUCAUUUAUUCUAUUCUUUCAGGCUUUUUUCGUGGUAAAUCAGGCGCAGAUACCUAUUAUCACCACAUUAUACAAGGGACAGUCAAGAAGCUUAUGACCAGAUAUACCCCACUUCAGCUGCAGUAUCUUUUUGAGUCAUCAGAUCAGAUAUACCUGAAGUACUGUAGCAGCAACCGGCUCGAGCCGAAUUUUAUUUCAACCGACCACGGGGUGAAAGGGUUUUGGAUCGGAAGCCCACAUGCCAAAUAUGUUGGGAUAUAUUUCCAUGGAGGGGGGUUUGCGAUGGAUGGAACAAAAUCACAUAUAGAUCUUUGUCUGGAAGUACAGAGAAGUCUGGAUCAAAACGGGAUCAAUCUUGCUUGGUUCUAUUCCACCUACACAUUGACGCCUCACUCCACUUAUCCCACACAAUUUUGUGAAGCGGUGGAAACCUUAAACUACAUUCUACAGGAUGUCGGGCGACAUCCAUCUGAAGUCAUACUUGCAGGCGACUCUGCAGGCGCAAACCUCUGCUUGGCAAUCUUGUCUCACAUGACGCAUCCGGCCAAAGGCGUGCCUAGACUGAUAGUACAAGAACCCCUCAAGGCAUUUGUCCUUAUCUCACCUUGGAUCUCCUUUGAUCAGAAUUGGCCAAGCGUGCGGCGUAAUGAGCACAAGGACAUUGAAGCAACCGAUGCUAUAGAGCUGUGGUCGCGGAUUUAUCUCGAUGGGAACCCAACAAACUCUUACAUUGAGGCUGUUCGUGCUCCGGAAGAAUGGUGGAAGGACGCAAAAGUUCAGCACACACUAGUUCUCGCUGGAGAAGAUGAACUUCUUAUGGACCCAAUUACAGCUUGGGUCCAUAAUUUUCAGAAAUUCAAUACGGAAACCACUUUCGUCAUUGGAGAAAAGGAAUGUCAUAUUGCCCCUAUUAUCUGGCCAAUGUUUGGUGAUAAACAUGAGACUCAGCAAGUUAGAGCAUUGAAAGAUUGGUUAAAGGCACGGUUGCUUUGA
Messenger RNA from Talaromyces proteolyticus, 1077 nucleotides. Its product is annotated as putative epsilon-lactone hydrolase. The record is from RefSeq and is a predicted model, not a curated record. The coding region runs from base 1 to 1077 and encodes 358 amino acids. Gene Ontology annotation, molecular function: hydrolase activity. NCBI's taxonomy places the organism in Eukaryota, Fungi, Ascomycota, Eurotiomycetes, Eurotiales, Trichocomaceae. The transcript is spliced from 6 exons.